ACAAUCGUUUUUAUAAAGUUACGUACUUUUUCUCUCUCUAACCUAAACCCUAAAUAAACCCCACCAUACGGCUUUGCCACCUCUAUUGCAUGCUUUUGUUCAUUUCCCUCUCUUCGCUCCUUCCUCUCCUCCCCUUCUUCUCUGUCCCCAAACCCAAACCGCACACAACUUCUAUAUAUAUCUCUAUAUACACAGAAAGAAAAGAGAAAAAAGGAAAAAGAAAGAGUAGAGAUAACCAAGAAGAAGAAAUCACUUGCCAUGGCUGUUGAAGCACGCCAUCUUAAUCUCUGCCCUUCUCAGCUCUUAAGAAACAGAGAAAUGAUGAGCGCCAUUGAAGGCAACGUGAAUGCCUACGGGAAUACUCCAAUCGGAUACGGAUUGCCUCCGCUAUCGGGAACGACGACCGAGACUCUGCUUCCGAUGUAUAGCUCUGUGAUCACUGAUUCUCUUCAGGCGAAGACUGCGAUGAAGGCCGAUAGCGGUCACUACGUUCUUCCUGUUUCAAAAAAGCGCUCCAGAGAUUUGAUUAAUCCAUUGAUCUCCUUCCCCAACGCUCAGAUUCAGAAUCAAAACAACAAUCGCUGUGGUUCUUUCACCUUUCUCGGCGAAGACAUUUCGAUGCAAAUCCAACAACAGCAGUUAGAGGUUGAUCGCUUCAUCGCUCAACAUACGGAGAAGGUGAGAUUCGAGGUCGAGGAGAGGCGAAAGCGAUAUUCAAGGAGGAUUAUAGCGGCAGUGGAGGAAGGGAUAAUGAAUCGAUUGCGAUCGAAGGAAGAUGAGAUAGAGAAGAUUGGAAAGUUAAAUUGGGCGCUCGAAGAAAGAGUGAGGUCGCUGUGUCUUGAGAACCAGAUAUGGAGAGAAUUGGCUCAGACGAACGAAGCCACGGCCAACGCCCUGAGAAGCAACCUCGAGCAGGUGCUGGCACAGAUCAAGGACGAGCAACAACACCACCACCACCACCGUGGCGGCGGUGCAUUGGACUCGGCGGCAGCCUUGAUGGACGAUGCUCAGUCGUGCUGCGGCAGCAAUUACGACGGCGAUGCGGAGGAGCGGCGCACAAUAGCUGGAUGCGGAGGAGAGAGAAAGAGAGUGAAGGAUAAGUGUAAUGAUGAUUGUACAACUAGCAGUAGCAGCGGCAACAACAGCAGCAAGAGCAGGAGGAGGUUGUGCAGGCACUGUGGGAAGGAGGAGUCGUCCGUGUUGUUGCUGCCGUGCAGGCAUCUCUGCCUCUGUACUGUUUGUGGGUCGUCGGUUCACACUUGCCCCAUCUGUAACACCGCCAAGGACGCCAGUGUGCACGUUAUCAUCUCCUCUUGAAAAUUCCAAAAAAAACGAGAGAAAAACGAAAAACAAUGUAAAAAAAAUAUUUCAAGAAAAAAAACAACUCAGCUCAGCAGUAAUCUUUUUUUUUUUUU
This is a messenger RNA of Camellia sinensis, 1415 nucleotides long. It is a transcript of the gene BRG3, whose product is annotated as SBP (S-ribonuclease binding protein) family protein. NCBI's taxonomy places the organism in Eukaryota, Viridiplantae, Streptophyta, Magnoliopsida, Ericales, Theaceae. Gene Ontology annotation, molecular function: ubiquitin-protein transferase activity. The record is from RefSeq and is a predicted model, not a curated record. Gene Ontology annotation, biological process: regulation of programmed cell death.